AGAUUAUCGACCAACCACGCGCACGUAUAUCGAACGGCCAUAAUGGAUUUGGCCUUCGUGGUAUUGACCGCAGAACAUCGAUAACUUCGAUCGAAUUUUUCCGCACGCUUUCUGGAGGAUUGUUAGAAUUUGCCUCAAGAGCGUCAGUUUUCUUCUAUUCUGGAUGCUAAAUGACUGAGAGGUCAUUUCAGUCACUAAUUAGUGGUAUUUCCUUGCAUGACGAAACUACUCUCAAUAACAUCUCACUGAAAGCUGCACUUGACAGUCAAAAUUUUGAUCUCAAUGGACAGAGUCAUGAUGAUGGAUUAUCUAUGCCUGGGAAAGGAGUGAAUAUUGUCUCAAAACCUAGGAUGCUACCUUCUGGAAUGUCAGCUAGUUCAGGUUGUGGAACACUUACUAUGGCACCUGUUCCUAUAGGAGCUCUUGCCCCAGGUAAAAUUGGUCUCCCUCUUGGUGAUUUAGAGAACAUCCCUAUUUUUAACACUGGGGAUGCGGGGUCACUUGAACUUCAAGCACUGCAAGGUGGUGCUCAAGCUUUACAGGGUGUCCAAACCGUUAAGUUGACAUUCAUUAACUGUGGAGAUCAGCAAACCAUUCUCCUCACCACUCCUUCAACUCAUUUUACCAUGCCUGAUCAAAGUUUGGAUGGAAUGACGCUCACUUUGCCCGACAAUUUGUUGGCUACUGAUCUUAAUUUUGCGGGCCUUACAUCGAUGCAACUUGGAGAACUAACGGGUGGGAAUGACAAAGCUAACGUAUCUGAUAGCUCAAAAUCAACAAACUAUGCAAAUAUGACUUCACUCCCGCCUAUAACUUCAGUGUCAGAUAAGCUUUACAGUCAAAUGGCAAAUGAAAAUGAUACGAUUCAGCAAAGCCACAGCUAUGCUAUUGAGGAUUUAAAGCCAGUAAUGCAAAAGAACGGUGAAAAACUGCAUGAGAGUAAUCCUGCCUAUGGACAUACUAAUCAACCUGGUAGUCUUAAUGUAUCACCGGCUGUCGUAACAUCUCAAAAUACGUUCUCUCAAACCAUGGGUGUUAAACCUAUGAAGUUAAUUGACCAAGGCAAUAUGUCUCCUAUUCCUCAAGUUGAUGGAAGUGACCAAGAAGGUAAUGACCAAAACUUGCCAGAUGAUAUGAGCGAGCUAAACACUAAGGACUUAGCUCAGAGGAUCAGUGCUGAACUAAAGAGGUACAGCAUUCCUCAAGCAGUAUUCGCACAACGCGUUCUGUGUCGAAGCCAGGGAACUCUUUCGGAUUUACUGAGAAACCCUAAACCAUGGAGUAAACUUAAGUCGGGACGUGAAACCUUCAGGCGCAUGUGGAACUGGUUAAACGAACCAGAAUAUCAACGAAUGUCUGCAUUACGUCUAGCAACAUGCAAACGAAAAACGGAAGAAACGCAGAAAACGCAAGAUGAGCGUACUUCAAAAAAGCCUCGACUUGUUUUCACUGACAUUCAAAGACGCACGUUACAUGCUAUUUUUAAAGAAACUAAACGUCCAAGCAAAGAGAUGCAAGCAACUAUUGCUCAGCAGUUGAAUUUGGAAGUUUCCACAGUUGCAAACUUUUUCAUGAAUGCUCGCCGCAGAUCUUUAGACAAAUGGGUAGAUGACAAAGAUGUUCAGCUGACAGCUUCGACAUCUUCCCCAGUUCAUAGCUUGGAAGGUUCACCACCAAACCACAGCACACGUAUGUCUUCACAUAUGGUUGAUCAUUGUGCUGUGCGAUCAGCACACGAUACGAUAACGACGUCACAUCUUCCAGACUCUAUGAAUGAUUCUGUUCUUAAUCGAAUUCCAGGUUGCCACUCGGCUCUGUCAACUUCUGUUGAGCUUUCAUCUUCCCCAGCACCGCCAAGUUUAACUCCAGAUCCGUCAUUAUCCAUGAAUCAUUCAGAUGUUCAUCUAAAUGCUCCAUGCCUUGUCAACGAAGAUGCACGUAAUAGCCUUCUUUUAUCAUCCAAUGACUCAAAUGUGCUACCAUCUCAGCUGCUGAACCAUUUGGUCGUUGGUGGGCAAAACGCUAUGCUAGUAACUCAAAAUGUUAGCCCAGAUGCCGAGAAAAGUAUAAUGCAUUCCACUCCACUUUCGUCGUCUUGCAUUACGUCAUCUGGUCUUUCUACAAUAAAAUCGGCUUUAGAUUCUUUAUGUGAUCCCCCAUCUUUGUCACCCCACUCUCAUCUCCCUCCAGCUCCCGUUGAAACGCUGCACAAUAUUCAUCCUAUUCCACGUUCAAUGGCUCAUAGAUCAACGGCUGAUGCUAAUCACGUUUUGCCUUCUGCUUCAACACUGAUCGGUCACGAUCGACUUAUCGUCGAUUCCAUUGGUCAGUCAACAACCACAACAGUCCUCACUUCUUCCCAUAAUCUGGUUGACACUCUAGUUCUUCGUAGUAAACAGGAAGACCUAAAUUCCAGCCUAAUAAUCAACGCUACACUAAAUUAACUUACAUAUUUAUUGAUAUAUCAUGUUUUCAUAAUAUUUUCAAGUGCUGUGUAUGUUUCUUCCCACACUUUGUGUUUAUUGGUUCCGCAACUGUGUGAUUAUGGACUCAUUUUCUCUAAUUUCUAACAUUGUUUUUUUAUGUCCACUGUAAUGUUUAAUACUUCAAAUGGGAGUUUUCCCCAUUUUCAAAAGGUGCAAUAUUCUCUCUCCACAGCCACAGUACUGGCCAUAAUUUCGUUCGAAAAGUGUACAGUUUUAUUUGUUAGUUUUGUCUUGUUGCUUCUUUGUUUUUCUCACUUGAUCAGGCGUACUUUAUUAAAUCUGCUUUAUCGAAAAAUUAAUAUCCUGGAUUUUCUGCUAUCUAUCCCGCAAAUUUAUUGCAUUUAGUGCGGGUACUGCAGAUUUUUGUUAGGAUAUCGAGUAAUGUCUACUCUGAUGGCUUGGUUAUUGUGUAAUAGGUUGAUUUUCAAUCCGUAGACAUUUCCCACGUUAGGUUCUUGUUGUCACUUGCGCUGUCAUUAAUCUAUGUUUCAGUCCUAGUUUUAUAUCUAGACUGCAUUCUAAUGUAAGUUAAAUACUGCCUUCAACUCGGAAUUGUUAUUCACAUACUAACUUUUGAUUUUUGGGUUAAUUAUCCAUUAAUUCGUGAUACAUGUAACUCGGUAGCUUCUGUAUUCAUGUACAUUGACCGUCCCCUGGUUUUCUCCUACUUAUUAUUUGUUAUUGACACGGUAUAUCCAAGUGAGGAUUAAUUACCACAAAAUAAACUAACAAUACGCUAAA
Messenger RNA from Heterobilharzia americana, 3227 nucleotides. The record is from the annotation of a GenBank genome assembly. NCBI's taxonomy places the organism in Eukaryota, Metazoa, Platyhelminthes, Trematoda, Strigeidida, Schistosomatidae.